CUUUGGAAGGAGGAAUGCGCUGGAAGUUUUCCUGCAGGCUCCGCUUCACAUGUUGAACAGCCACCGUCCCGCGCCCCGCUCGGUAUGGACAUGUGGCCGCUGCUGCUCCUGCUCGUCCAGCUCUGUCUCUGCUCCGGGUACGAAGGGUCAGGACAGUACACCCACGGAGACGAUGAGGACGGGUAUUCUCGUCGAUAUAAAGGGACCCCGUGGUGCGCGCCCAUUAAGAUAAAACAUGGCGAUGUGAGCUGCCGCACCCCCAGAGGAGAGCACUACAGAAACGUGAUGGGGACGCGCUGUAAAAUCCGCUGUAAGCAGGGAUACGAGACCCAGAGCUCGGAGGUGGUGUGCAUGGCGAGCAAACACUGGUCCUCUAACUAUGCCUGCAGAGAGAUCCGCUGCGCUAAGCCGGACAUGCCCAUCAAUGGAGGCUACAAGUGUUCGGACGGCUCUUACUUCAACUCUCGCUGCGAGUUCUUCUGCUCUCCUGGAUUCAGUCUGAAGGGCCAGAAGACGGCAACCUGCCAGCACAGCAGAGUGUGGAGCGCGGCUGUUCCCACCUGUGUCGAUAUUGAUCCUCCCAAAAUAAAGUGUCCUACUGUGAAGGAUAAGUGGGCAGAGCCCGGAAAACUGACAGCGAGGGUGACCUGGGACACACCGGAGGGUGUCGACACUGCAGAUGGCAUCCUCACAGACGUUAUCCUGAAAGGGAAACCUUCAAAAUCAGACUUCCCAGAGGCACUCCACAAGAUGUCCUACACCGUGUUUGACCGAGCAGGGAACAAAGGAUCCUGUCGCUUCACAGUCAGAGUGCGAGUGCGCCGCUGCAGCUCACUGUUUGCCCCUGACAAUGGUUACAUGAAGUGCGACAGUGAUGGAGACAACUAUGGCGCCACGUGUUCGUUCACGUGCACUGGUGGCUACGAGCUGCGGGGCAGCGCUGCCAGAGUGUGUCAGUACGGACUCACCUGGUCUGGCACAGACACAACCUGUGCAGCCAUGAACAUCAACGUGGGUGUGCGGACUGCUGCCGCGCUUCUGGACCAGUUCUACGAGAAGCGACGGCUCCUCAUUAUCUCGGCGCCAACAGCUGCCAAUCACAAUUACCGCUUCCAGAUGACGAACUUACAGGUGAGACACGACGCAGAGACAGAACACGAGCUGGAGUUCAGAGGCGACUACUGAAGCCAAUGUGACUGGUGCACCGCAGUGUGUUUGUGUUUGUGUGUUGGGUUUUCGCUCUCGCUCAGUCGCCCAAGUUGGACAAAGCAGCAGAAGAAUAGGAGGGAGGGCCCGAUGAUGAAGAGAAAAUGUCAAGGCGAUGAAUAAAUGAUACUGACGCUGGCUGUGAUAAGGCGGUGCCGGAGAUGGAUGUUCCUGGGCUCGUCACAAUC
Paralichthys olivaceus (Japanese flounder) is the source of this 1394-nucleotide messenger RNA. The record is from RefSeq and is a predicted model, not a curated record. NCBI's taxonomy places the organism in Eukaryota, Metazoa, Chordata, Actinopteri, Pleuronectiformes, Paralichthyidae.